AUGGCCAAACCGCUGUAUGUAGCACCACCUCAAUUGCAGCGUAUGCUACUUCAGCUUCAGAAAUAUGAUUUAUACGUGCAACAUGUCCCUGGCAAACAAAUCCCUCUGGCGGAUACUCUGUCCAGGAAGUUCCUACCUGAUACUUACCCGAGCAUGUCAGAAGGUAUCAAUAUGCACGUACACACGGUAUUAGACAUGCUUCCCGUAAGCGAUUGUAAACUUCACGAGAUCCGAUUUGCUACUAGCAACGACCCUGACAUGUGUGAACUCGUAGAGGUCGUGCGACGCGGCUUGCCUGAAAAGCGUUAUUCGUGUCCUUCCUCUGUUCUCGAGUAUUGGAACUUUCGCGAUCAAGUCACGGUCAAUGAGGGUAUUGUCAUGAAAAGUCAGAAAGUCGUUAUUCCUCGAUCGCUACGUCAAGAAAUGAUGGACAAGGUCCACAGUGGGCACAUGGGUGUCGACAAAUGUCUCCAGCGUGCCCGUGACGUCAUAUUUUGGCCAAAGAUGUCAUCAGACAUCACCGACAUGGUUUUGAAAUGUACCACAUGUCUAGAGCGCAGGAACUCUAAUCCCAAGGAACCGAUCUUGCCACGCGCCGUACCAGAGUACUCAUGGCAAACCAUAGCUACCGAUCUGUUCUCUUGGAACGAGCAGGACUUUGUAGUUGCCGUUGACUACUACAAGUUGUCGUGUCAGAUAAUGGUCCUCAAUACUCCUCCGAGGAAUUUCGAACAGGCAGGUCCAUCUACUGUUAUCCCUGAACCUGAUGGUGAUUAUCAGAGUACACAGCCCCCUCCUAUUGCCAAUUCUGAGCCAAGUUCAAAAGCUUCCCCAACACCAUCUGAAUCAGUUGUACCUGCCCCAAAUGCUCCCUAUAUAACCAGGUCAGGUCGAGUUGUGAAAGCAAAAGUAAUUGACUCUAUGUGA
Ylistrum balloti is the source of this 927-nucleotide messenger RNA. RefSeq lists its product as uncharacterized. NCBI's taxonomy places the organism in Eukaryota, Metazoa, Mollusca, Bivalvia, Pectinida, Pectinidae. The transcript has 2 exons. The record is from RefSeq and is a predicted model, not a curated record. Bases 1 to 927 code for a protein of 308 amino acids.